This is a messenger RNA of Pelodiscus sinensis (Chinese soft-shelled turtle), 2499 nucleotides long. The record is from RefSeq and is a predicted model, not a curated record. NCBI's taxonomy places the organism in Eukaryota, Metazoa, Chordata, Testudines, Trionychidae.
UGGAUCAAGCCCUUAAUAAACAAUCAGUUUCCAAGUGGUGUAGAACCAAUGCAUGGUAAACAUAUUUCAGGGAUCAUUAUUAUUUAUUAUUAUCCAGAUGGAUAUGGUGCCAGGCUACUUAAGUCUCCAUUCUAAGCUGUGAGAUGGAAGCUUUGCUUUGAGGAAGUGUGGGCAGGAGUGUCCACGUAAGGCUACAAGGAAACUGUAUGAAAGAAACACACUUAAAAACUGGCCCAUUUUCUUCAACUGGACUGUCUUCUCUUCACCUUUGUUGUAUCUUUUAACCUAGGAGAUAGUGGGCUGCUGCUGGAAGCUGCAGGAUGAAGUCACCUCCCUGCUGCAUGUCCCUUUCUUCCCAGACAACUGGACAGGAGCCGGGGGACAGCACAUCACUGGGUUCCCUGGAGUCCAGCGUCUUCUGCAGUGAAGAGGAGCAGGGGCCCUUGCUACAGAAGGUUGCCCCCUCCUUAGACUGUUUCACCAUCAAUGUGGGAGGCAGCCGCUUCGUGCUGUCCCAGCAAACUCUGUCUUGCUACCCAGACACUCGGCUUGGCAAGCUGGCUGUGGUGGUGUCCGCCGCCCGGGACGUGGCCUCUGGCCUCCUGGAGCUCUGUGAUGAUGCCAACUUGGUGGAGAAUGAGUAUUUCUUCGACCGGAGCUCACAGGCCUUUCGCUACAUCCUGAAUUAUUACCAGACAGGCAGGCUGCAUGUGAUGGAACAGCUGUGCGCCCUCUCCUUCCUGCAGGAGAUCCAGUACUGGGGUGACAGGGAAGGACUGGGAAAAAGAGGAGAAAAAUAAUGUGGGCUGGAUGCUUUGAUUAUCAACUCCUGCUGCAGAGACAGAUACUUCAGGAGGAAGGAGCUGAGUGAAGCCUUGGAUAUCAAGAAAGAUGCAGAAGAGCUGGAUGCUCAGGAUGAGGAAGAGGAUUUCUCUGGGAGUCUCUGUCCCAAUGUCAGGCAGAAGCUCUGGGAGAUGCUAGAGAAGCCCAGCUCUUCUGUGGCUGCCAGGACUUUUGGCACCCUGUCUAUGGCCUUUGUUGUUGUGUCCAUUGCCAACAUGGCCUUGAUUUCUGUGGAGCUGAGCUGGUUGGCGCCCCCACUGCUGGACGCCCUCGAGUACGUGUGCAUUGUCUGGUUCACAGUAGAGUUUAGCCUGCGGUUUCUGUGCACACGGGAUCGGUGUUGCUUUCUGAGGAGUGUGGCGAACAUCAUAGACCUGCUGGCCAUUUUACCCUUCUACAUCACCUUGCUGGUGGAGAGCAUGUGCGGUGGGGAGAGCUCUCAAGAACUGGAAAACGUGGGGCGCAUCGUCCAGGUGCUGAGGCUGCUCAGGGCUCUGCGCAUGUUGAAGCUGGGCAGACAUUCCACAGGCUUGCGAUCUCUUGGGAUGACUAUCGCACAGUGCUAUGAAGAAGUUGGCCUGCUGCUGCUUUUUCUCUCUGUGGGGAUCUCUAUAUUUUCCACUGUGGAGUAUUUUGUUGAACAAGGUGUCCCUGGCACAACUUUCACCAGUGUGCCCUGUGCAUGGUGGUGGGCAACCACUUCUAUGACAACUGUUGGUUAUGGAGACAUUAGACCAGACACUACCACUGGGAAGGUAGUGGCCUUUAUGUGUAUAUUAUCAGGAAUAUUAGUCUUGGCUUUGCCUAUAGCUAUAAUAAAUGACCGUUUUUCUGCUUGUUAUUUUACUUUGAAGAUAAAGGAGGCUGCUCUUCGACAGCGUGAGGCUUUAAAGAAACUCACAAAGAACACAUCCUCUGACUCAAAUAUCAAUGUUAAUUUACGAGACAUAUAUGCUCGCAGUAUCAUGGAUAUGUUACGGUUAAGAAGCAGAGAGAGAGUAAGCACUAGGAGCAGCGGCGGAGAUGAUUUUUGGUUUUGACUUUGUAAGAUCUUGUAUUAUAUACAGAGGCGACUUGAGGUGUAGUAGUAAACAGUAGGACAGCUGUCAUUUUAUAUUAUUCACCCUUAGCAUAUUAGCUUUCCAGUUCGUAACUAGUGUAGGCAAAAGGCAUAACUUAAAAGCUGGAAACUCUCAGCAGGGACUUCAAAAACUUGUUUUUACCAUUGGUUCUUGAACUGGAAAAAUAUAGUGGACUCAUCAAAGUAAAAUAAUUAUACAAGUAUUUGUCUAUGAAUCUUAUAUUCUUGUUGACAUACAGAAUAAAGUUUCACACGCACAUCCUGAGACCCAACAAAUAGGAGAGGCUUUUGGUGAAAAAGAUGAGGAAAUUAAAAAUAUCUGAAAAGCAAAAGCGUACAGAGUAAAGCACUGGCAACAGUUAUGGUGGAUUUUACAUUAUACACUGUUGUUUGUAAACUUAAACAAGAGUCAGGGGACAGACCCUUGUCCUUAUUCAGGUCUCCAUCUGCUGCUUCAGUGGCACAGAGGAGCCAUAAUAGGCCAGGGAAAAUUUUCCCCUGCUCAGGAGCAGCAUAGAGCAAGCAUUAUUAGCAAGGCCCCUUUACAUGCCCAGUGUAGGGCAUAUGCUUUUUUA